This is a messenger RNA of Culicoides brevitarsis, 1935 nucleotides long. RefSeq names its product eukaryotic translation initiation factor 2A-like. The record is from RefSeq and is a predicted model, not a curated record. Gene Ontology annotation, molecular function: mRNA binding; ribosome binding; protein binding. Gene Ontology annotation, cellular component: cytosolic small ribosomal subunit. NCBI's taxonomy places the organism in Eukaryota, Metazoa, Arthropoda, Insecta, Diptera, Ceratopogonidae. The coding region runs from base 71 to 1834 and encodes 587 amino acids. Gene Ontology annotation, biological process: translational initiation. The transcript is spliced from 2 exons.
GUUGAACUGUCAACAGAGGAUUUUCUGAUCAUUGGAAUCAGAGAACUUUGGGACCCAAUUAGGACGAAUUAUGGCUCAAAAUAACAAAUUACCUGCUCUAGCACUUCGCUCGGGCACGGGAAUUGAAAUUUGGAAGGCAACUUCCAACAAAAGCUUCGUAGCUGAUGCCUCAUUUGUGCGUGACGAAAGCAAAAACUGCCGAGCUGUCGUUUUCAGUCCCAAUGGCGAGUACCUUGCAUGGGCAAACGGUACAAAAGUGCAUGUUGCAACGCCAAAUUGGAAAGUAAUCACUUCACUGCCUCGCCCAAAGGCCUUUUACUUGAAAUUCUCCCCCAAAGGCACGUACUUGAUGACAUGGGAAAUCUUCACGACAUCUCCCGCUAAUCCCGAGGGAUCGGCAAAUUUGUAUUUUUACAAAACAACGACGGGCGAAGAGGUUUUCUCGUGCAUCCAGAAGCGUCAAAUUGAUUGGGAGCCGCAUUGGAGCUCGGAUGAGUCACUUGUGGCUUUGAUGAUUGGCGGCGAAGUUUUGUUUUACGAGCUCAAGAGUGAAACGGGACUCAGUAAGCCAGCGAAACGUCUUGGCGGAGGCAGAAAUGGAUCAGUUUCGUUAUCGCCCGGCAAUAAUCCACACAUUGCGUUUUAUAUUCCGGGAGUUAAGGGCGCUCCGUCGAUGUGCAAGUUGUUCAAGUACCCGAAUAUCGAUGCGCCUCAACCGAUUGCCCAAAAAAGCUUCUUCCAAGCGGAUAAUGUGCAAAUGAUGUGGAAUGCUCGAGGCACGGGAUUACUUCUUUUGACUUCGACUGAUGUUGAUGCCACGGGAGUCUCGUAUUACGGCAAGCAAGCGUUGCAUUUCAUCAACACGAAGGGAGAUUCGUUCUCGGUGCAACUCAAAGUCGAAGGUCCCAUUCAUUCGGUAGCUUGGAGUCCUCGUUCUACGGAAUUUUGUGUCAUUUAUGGGUACAUGCCAUCGAAAGCGACGCUUUUCAACGUGAAAUGUGACCCAAUUUUCGAUUUCGGAACAGGACCUCGAAAUGCCGUUCAUUUCAAUCCACACGGAAAUCUCGUUUUAUUCGGCGGUUUCGGAAAUUUACGAGGACAAAUCGAAGUUUGGGAUUUGGAAAAGAAAAAGCAAAUUUGUUCAUCAUCCGCUCCUGAUACCACACAACUCGAAUGGAGUCCAACGGGAGAUUUUUACGUAACAGCUACUUGUGCGCCUCGUUUGCGAAUCGGUAACGGAUUCAAGGUUUGGCAUUACUCCGGAGCACUUUUACACGAAACAUUAUGGCCCGAAAAACAGGAAUUGUGGGAAGUUCAAUGGCAAACUUUCCCUCCGGAGACUUUUAAGGCUCCAGUCGUGACAGGCGAGAAAGUUGUCGGCAUCCAAUCGAGUACCCCACAAGCCAGCAAAGCGAAAUAUGUUCCUCCAAGUCUUCGUAACUUGCCUGCUGGAGCAGAUCCUGAUGAGAAAUACAUCCCCGGAUUGCCGCCAGGGUACAAAUCAUCAUCGGCAGGCGCAAAAAAUCAACGAAAACCAAACAAUCGUCCUCAAACGACAACGGGCGAGCAAAAACAACAAAAACCUAAUGGACAAAACAGACCAGAAACUGCUGGAAAUAACACGGAAGAUGCUUCAAAAUCGGAAAAAGACCCAAAAUUGGCGAAAAUUCACAAAAAAUUACGCGAAAUCCGCAUCUUGAAGGACAAACAGGAAAAGGGCGAGAAAUUAGACGGCAAUCAAAAGCAAAAACUUGAAUUGGAACAGUCGCUCGUGAAGGAAUUGAACGAAUUGAAGUUAGCACACAAGGCUCAAAAAGCCCAAAAAACGCCUUGAAAUCUCACGUCAAUUUCAAUAGUUGUUAAAUUUUUACGAUAAUUACAAUUUUGAAUGUUAUGAACAUUGCCAGUGCUGAGAAAUAAAUCGAAAUUUGAGAA